AUGGGUCUCCUCGACAAGUUUGAAGAAAUCAUCGAAGAGGACUUGACGCGCAUUCGAGCCGAAGAGGAGAAGCAACGCCAAUUCAAGGACCACAUUGCGAGCGUGGCCAAGUGCGUCGCCGAGUCCAGGAAAGCGCUGACGGCCCACGCCGAGAAGCUGAAGCAAGCGCCACGCCACCAGCGCCAACUGCAUGCCCAGCUGUCCAAGGAGUCGUCCAACCAGCCGUACGAAAAGCUCGACGUACACCGACUUUGGCGCGGCGAAACUGGCGAGGUCCCUCACGCUGUCCGCUCCUACAAGGACGGGACGCAACUGGAAACGCUGGCCCAGGCGCUGAAGGGAAUGAAAGGGCUGUUUGAGGACGACACCAAGGAGCAGUCAACCCGGAGCUCAACAGCCGAACCCGAUCCGCAGAACCACAGCAGCGCGUCGACGGCGACGAGCCUGUCCUUUGAUGUUCACGAACUCGGCGCCACCACGGGGACGAUCACCGGGCUGCCCUCCCUGACGAUCCCGGCCCAACCCGGCGAAUAUGUCGAUGCUGUCGUCUCUACUUUCAGGGAUGAGCAGCAGCUGGAGUUGCACCUCAUCUCCGCCAAGUACUGGGUCGAGUGGAUUCCCCGCGAGCUGGCCGUCACGCAGACCCUCGCGAAGCUGAACAACCCCAGGAAAGGCGACCUGGCUGUGACCCGAAUCGGCCCCCAAAAAGUCUGGUACCGUGCGGUGGUGCUCAGCCGCGAAACAGAUGCUGAGAUGCAAAUUCUUCUCGUGGACUUUGGAACAAGCGAGCUGGUCGGCGCAGCCGAACUGUUCGACAUGCCGGUCACCGUGCGCCAUAUCCCGCCCCUCUCCUUCCCGCUGGUGGUCCCGCAGCCGAUGCUGAUCGGCGUCCGCGAGGAGGACAUGCGCACCACCCUCAAGCAUGCCCGAAUCUCAUUUCGAUUAGGCUCGACCACCGAUGGCGUCGUGUUCAACGGUGAGGACUUGCGCCUGUUCCACAAGGACAGCGGGGAACUGAUGCCUGUCAACGAGGCCAUCCACUGCGCCGGCCAGCUCGAGCGCGUCGAGUACAGCAUCAACUGCCAAGCGGACUCGGCACGAUACUUUGACUAUGCG
This is a messenger RNA of Mesorhabditis spiculigera, 1116 nucleotides long. NCBI's taxonomy places the organism in Eukaryota, Metazoa, Nematoda, Chromadorea, Rhabditida, Rhabditidae. The record is from the annotation of a GenBank genome assembly.